Diachasmimorpha longicaudata is the source of this 3106-nucleotide messenger RNA. RefSeq lists its product as uncharacterized. The record is from RefSeq and is a predicted model, not a curated record. NCBI's taxonomy places the organism in Eukaryota, Metazoa, Arthropoda, Insecta, Hymenoptera, Braconidae. The transcript is spliced from 6 exons. Bases 214 to 1527 code for a protein of 437 amino acids.
AAACACAAAUCGCCAUUCCCGCAAAACAACAAUGGCCGAGGUGGGGUGCAGUGUUCAUGUGUGGAAAAAUUCAUAAUCAUUUUCUUUUUCAAAUUUCACUCGAAGUAAUUCGAUUAUUCAAUUAUAACAAAUGAGAGAAAUACGCGGUGCUUGUGGCUUAAAUAAUGAUAAAUUAAUUAAUUAACUAAUUAAGGCAGCUACUAUAUAAUAUGAAUGGACCUUGCGGAAACUAUGAAAAACAUUGUUGCUAAAGGAAUGCAAACGGAGAUGGGGCCACCAGGUGGAGGCUCGGGUUAUGCUGGAGCCGCCAGUGGAGCUGGAUAUGUCACGGAGACGAUGUAUUCUUUGUUGCGGCUUUAUUUGCAAAAUAAGGGAUGGAAUCCGAGCAUUGAGUUAUUGCAGUGCUUUACCGAACUGAAGGAGGCAUCUAUGCUGCCCAGUGCUGCUUAUCUUCAAAUGAUGGCAUCGAGAGUAGCUUUAGAUGCCCAAGGCAGACUAGUCCUCCGUGAAAAUGGAAAAAUCAUCCUUCCCUACGAGCACUUUGCCAAUGCAGUGAUGUUGAAGCAUAUGAACGGCCCUCACGGCCUUCACCUGGGUUUGGAGAACACAGUACGAGCAGUUAUGGAGUCCUACACAAUUGGUCGUGAAUGUUUCGGGAUGGAGAAGGAGUUUAUAAUCGAGGUGGUCCAAAAUUGCCCGAAUCCCGCCUGCCGUUACAAGAAUCAGCUGGAAUUGACUCAGAAAAUGGGACACAUGGCACCGACCUACAUCCAGGACAACGAGGCUGCUGCAGCAGCAGCUGCCGCAUCAAUGCUCCGUUUUCCCCACAACACAGAUUUUCAGGCUUUAAGUAAUGCGAAUGCUAGUCACAUGGGAGGAUCCUCGUCCGAUCUCUCGGAGAUUCGGAGCGGCGGCAAUCAGAUGAAUCUUCAACGUCCACCCAGUCGUCCAUCGUUAAAUAUUCCCCAUCGGCCUUCGUCACAGGAGAAGAAAGCCAUCGGUAAACAGCAUUACGAGUCGAUGAUUAACACUCAAAUUCCCGAUCAUAAGAUCACAGAUUUCUUGAGAUCUAAUUUAGAUAAUCUUGAGGGACUUAGUGGACUUGGCCUUGGAAAUCUUCAGGGACUUACAAAUGCCAACAAAGAUCUUCUCGCACUGCACAAUGGGGCCUGGACCAUUGAGGAAAAAGGACCUCGUGCAGCAGCCACAAACGCUGACAACGGUGGGGGAAAAAUUGUUCGAGCUUUCGCCGAAGUUAUGAAGAACAUGGCGAGAAUGAAGGCUUGUGUACGUCCCGCUAUGUGCAAACCCUAUGGGAAACAGUCGGAGGCUUUGCAAAAAACAUUGGUGGACACAAUUCAAUUGGUGCAGUCUUUGAGAAGCUUUCUUCCACCUCCGCAUAUUCCUGUGUCCAGCUGGAAAAAUGAGGAUAAACACAGAUUAGAUCAUUCUGGCCCAACAUAUCUUCCACCUAGUUUAAAAGCCAGUGGUUUGGAAGACUUGUGUGAACCACGAAAGAUGGACUGAGCAUUUUACUACAUUUUCAUAUUCAUUCUCUAGUCACAUUGGAGUCAUUUAAAGUGGAUUGGAAAAAAAAAACAUUUUUAUAAGGACCAGACUGUUUUGCUCAAGAGUGAUGGCGUUUAGGACGUUUCGGUGAUUGUGGGCGAUUAAAAAUGAGUCAUGCGUGGACUGUGAUAAAAGUGGGUAGUAAAAAAGAUGAAAAACAAAUUCUAUCUAGAUUUUGAAUUGACUCGUGAUUUACAAAAUAUUGAUAUUUUAAUAUUUCUUUGUUUAUCAUUUCCUUUUCUGAUUUUUUAAAUGAAAAAUUCCUGCCAGUGGUGCUUAUUGGUGCAAUCAGGGGGUCUUGUUUGCCUUGCUACUGGCAAUGUACUGAAAAAACACAAACUUUUACAGUAUUUGUAAUAUAUAUUUUUAGAGAAAUAAAAUUCGCCCGGGGUUGAUUGAUGUUUUUGGAUAUGACAAAUUAUUAUAAAUAAUGAGAAUUAAAGAGAAGUCAAUAAAUAUUAAGAGUAAUGGCUGUAUUACCCCGGGAUGGACGGACUCCACCUGAUGACACGUAAUGAUGCUAAAAAAUUUUAUAUUAUUUAUUUACGUAGCGAAUAAGGCUAGAUAUAUUUUUUGUUAUGGAAUAUUGAAGUUUUAUUUGUACGUUUCAUGUUUGAAAUUUUCGAAAACUACUCGAUUUUUCAAUGGUGAAUUUUAAGCUCCACAGGCAGGUUAAGUCAACUGUUGCCAAUGAAAAAAAUAUUACCUAUUUAAUCAAUGAAUUAUUCUUCCAUCAUCUCAUAAAUUUAUUAUUUUUCAUUGGUACCACGUGGCAAUUAUCAAUCAAUGAUACAAAUGUGGCAGCAUUUAAGGAUAAAUAAUUAUUUAUGGAUAAGAUUGUGAGGAAAAUUGUAUGUUUUGAGAGAUAAAUGUUUCGGCUGAUAUGAAAUUUUCCAAAAAUUUUAAUGAAACUAAGAGUACGUAAGUUUGUUGACGAUUUUUGUGUAUGUAUUAUAUAAAUAUUUAUUGUUUUUACUUUGCAAAAUUGCUGUUUUUUUAUGAGAUGGAAAAAAUUGUUAUUAUUUGAGCUGCUGCAAUGUUCCAAUAUCGAAUGGUGAUAUCAAUUCAUGCUUCGACUGUAUUCUAUAAUUAUCUGUUGAUGUUUACACCGUACCACUGUGUAUCAAGAAGAAAAAAAAAUGUGAAAAAAGCCAAAAAAAGCUGUAAAUCUUGAUGGAAUUCAAAAGAUAACAUUCAAAUGUAUUGAGUAAAAGCAAACCGUCGUUCUUGUGUCUUGGUAUCAAAGAAUAACGUACCAUUAAAGUAUCAUUGUCUGCAUGAGUAGAAAUCAAGCAUAUCAUCCAACAAUAAAUGAAUAUAUCGAAAUAAUGAUCGUUAAGUCUUUGAUAGCUUGACGAUGUAUUGAAUCAGUCCGUAAAAACGAAUUAUUAAUAAUAAUUGUACACAAAAAAAUGCUACUGACGUGUCUGCACUGCUGAAAAAAAAAGUUUGACGUCGCUUGCCAGUAUUACUCUUCCUGUAUUCCUGCACAAUUAAUUCGUCGUAUUGAUUAUUAAAAAAGUUUUUACAACUGUGA